Molecule: messenger RNA, 820 nt
Organism: Prorocentrum cordatum
Lineage: Eukaryota; Dinophyceae; Prorocentrales; Prorocentraceae
Source: the annotation of a GenBank genome assembly
GCCACCUGUCGCCCUGCGGGCGCAUGCCCGCUGGAUCCGCCCGCUGGAGCUCGCCAAUCUGGUUGGCGCCGCGAAGGCGCAGGGUUCCAAGAGGGCUCGUGGUGUCGACGGCCCAGGCCGAACGGGCUGCGACGAGCUGAUGUGCGCGUUCGCGAUGCGCGAGGAGCAUUGCUGCUGGCCGCGCCAGCUCUGGGGCGUGAGUGGGGGAGCUCUCCCCGAGGAGCUGGGCGGCGAGCGCGUCGUCGGCAUGCCGCCGCUGGCGCCGAGGGCUUGGUCCGGGGCCUGCGCCGCUGCGACGUCGACGCGGUCGUUGGAUUUCGAGGCCCUCCGGGGCUCAGCUGCCCGCGGCUCGAGCGCCCUGCCCGCGGCCAUGGUGCGCGGUCUCCUCGGCGAGUCGGGGGUGGAGCUGGAGGUGGCCGCCGCCGCGCUCGACCUGGGCGCCGGGGCUCUCUGCGACGCGGUGUCGCCAGUUAAUCUGAUGGGGAUUGCAGAGAACUUCAGCUACUCAGCUGUGGUUGUCGCUCUGGAGGUCCAGAUGUCCCUGGCCCGGCGUUCCCUGGGGGGCGGUCAGUGCGGCGUCUCCGCGGCGGCGCGGUCGGCGCAUUCCGUGGUGGCGGUGCCCGUGGGCGGCCCUCUGAGUUUCAUCGACGACGCCGUGGCGCGGUUCGAAGGGCCCAUUGCUGCCGUCGGCGCGGGGCCCCCUCGCGCGGCGAAUAUCAUCGCGCGCGGGCUCGACCAGUUGGGGCUCGUCUGUUUUGCCCGCGACUUGUCCGAGGAGCUGGCCGAGUUCGGCCUCCCGCGCAAGGGGGCGCAUGCCGCC